CACACACAUCCAUCUCACCACACUCCCUCCUCUCCACCACCUGCAAUCCAGUCCCUCUCAGACCUCACGGCCUUGACAAGCCUUUGGCUCCUGAUCGAAGGAAGACGCAUUCUCGUCUUUCUUCCAGGUUGCUGUCCACUCCUUCAAAACCACCUUGCUCAAUCAUUCAGAUCAACACCAUCAACUCUUUCCGCUUUAGCCGACCUCAAAUCCUCGCAGCUUCACCGAGCAAAGAGUCUUGCCCUUAGACCGUUAUACCAGUCCUUCUUUACCAAGACAUUGCAGCGCAAUCUCGCCCUCCUCAACCUCUAAUGGUGGCAGUCGUUUCUUCGCAAAAAGCAGCAUAAACAAUUCGACUUGAUCAGGUGCAGGAACACCUUUCUGAACAAUAUCUAAUGAACCUGCCUGCUGGUCAGAACAAGCGCCGACACUAGUCUUCGGCUGGCUGCUAUUGUUGAACUAUGACUUCAAUUUCACUGCCUCCUGUAGUACCCGGCUUAUCGCCAUUCGACUCGGCUCCUGAAAGUCCAACUCGCUCUCCUGCCGCGCACAGAAGACGGUCGUCACGCAACCCGAAUGCUGCGCCUCUUCCGAUCUUUUCCUUCAAUCCAGGUGCGGAUGAGGCUACCAUGAAAGCAGGAGAAAUGGGAGGGAGGAAUCCGCCCACGGGCGCUACAAUGGUGGAAGCCAGCCGACGUCCCUCGCGACCAGCGUUGCCAGAGUUCAAGUUCAAUCCUGGAGCCGAUUUACCUCCUGAGAGGAGUCCGAGCCCAACUCACCCGGUACUACAAGAGAUGGCUAUGAAUCAACAACGUGCGGUUCGAUCUGCUAGACCUGCUCCGUUACCCGCGUUCACCUUCAACCCCAGCGCAAAUCCGGCACAGGCAUCACCAAGUCCGACGAAAUUGAGUCUUGGCGAUGUCCAGCCUCCACCACAUCGUUCUGGUCAUCGAAGAGGCGUCAGCGAGUUCGUGGGUGGUGGAAACAACGGCCCUCAAAUGGUCAGUACGAGUCCGGAAAAGUCAGAGUACCGCCCACAUCCUCCCGUCACAGGAGCCAGGGGACAUGCUCAUCGCCGGUCACAAGCCGUGUCCAUCUCUGACAUUGACACGUCUGAGUUGAUCAAGGCAAACGCUUUGUCCAAAGCACGGGCCGGCUCUUCACCAACCACCCCAUCCGAUUGUGCACUGGCCUUCCCAUAUCCUCGUGCUGGGCCUUCAUCGCGGCAGUCAAUGUCAAACAUCGUCCGAACUCCACCAUCGUCUCCUCGACGUAGAGGCAGUGCACCAGGUGUUCGACCGCGUGUAGGUUUCUCUGAUCAGGUGGAUGUCAUUCCUCGGCCUCUGUCUCUGAUCUCGUCUGAAACCGAAGGCAGCAAUUCAACAAUCCGAGGAUGCCACUCACUAUCAGGUAGCAUCAAUUCAAUCGCCAGUCCCAGUCCACGCCCAGCGGUGAUCAUCACCUCCAGCGACCUGUCGAGUUCGCCAGAACGGCCUCAGACUGCCGAUGCGCAAUCCACUCUGUCGCCCGGUAUGACUUCUCAGACAAAUCCGAUUUCGAUGAUCAACCUGCCAAAGCGGCCGCUUUCAGCUUCUGGAUCGCCUGGAACACUGAGUUGCAGCAGCCCUCCUAGUAAGAAGAAGUAUUUCUGGUUCAACCAGUCUACCACGAGCUCUCCGUUGGCCACGCCCCGGGCAGAGCAAAGUGAUCCCAUGGACGUCUUCACCUCUGAUGCGUCUCCUCGACCAUCCGUGCUGAGAGCCUUUGCUGAUCAAAGUCGGCCCAAAACCUCUGCCGGAGAACCGGGCUCCUCGUCAUCGAGAAAGCGGAAAUACCAUACCUGGACUUCUGGCAUAUUUUCAAGAAAAACCGACAGCAAACGCUCCGGUAAAGCUAAAGAACAGGAAAUACCGCCGGUGCCUGCUUUGGUUAGACGACCAAGCGAUCGCCUCAAUGACAUUUUCGACACCGAUGAUACGAUCGUCCUACGUGAGCCUUCCCCAGUCGCAACGAGAGUUCGUCCUCCGCUUCCGCAACUAGUGCCGGUUCAGGCAUCUGCCGCCACCGCCCCUGCAGAACAAGUCACGAGCCCUGUGCUUGAUUUGGACGCAGCUUUAGGUCCAUUCGGAAGUGAAGAGAAGCUCAGCCCUGGCAAAAGCUUACCUUUAGUUCGCAUCGCGAAACUUCACAGCAGCGAGCGUAGAGGUAAUGUGGAUGCCUUUGGCACUGUUCAUAGGAGGACUGAAUCAGCACCAAUCAUGCCAGCUGUCAAUCGAACCACCUUUGGCGUUCACCGUAUUGGGAGUAACUCGUCUCUCACUGAGGAUGUUUUCGACGAAGAGGAAGAGGAUAAUUUUCUGGCUGGAGAGAACAUUGAGUCCCAGGGGAAUCGCUCGUCUGCAGAUAACCAGAGUGACCCGAUGUCAAUCGACCCCCUGGAUACAUCGCCGUCUGCCCGAUAUACUGCUCCUCCUCUGAAACCAACCGAAGGCCUUGGCUUAUCCUUGGGCAAGCAACGCGCUGACGGUGUUGUCAUUGCUGAUCUCGAGGAAGAUGUUGCUCGUGCUGAGGCCAGAUCUUCCAACUCUACCAUCGAAGCGCCAGUUUUCCCAGAUUACGAGGCGACAAAGCCCUCAACUUCCCCAAUGGUUCUGGCAUAUCCGGCACCUCAAUCCCACUACGCUUCUUCCACUGAGGGUCGUACAACUUCGGCCUCGAUGAUCUCUUCUCCAGAUGCAGACCAUAUUUCUUUCGACACCAUGGCCCGCCCAAGCCGGGCAAUCGGAGAAGCAAGCCCGGACUAUGUACUACGAGCUUCCAUGGAUGAUUUGCCUUCUCUGAGUGACAGCCUGUCAAGCGGAGUGCUACCAAGAUUUUCGAGUAGUGCCGGUACCCGUUCUUCAACGGAGCAACGUUCUCGCUCCAUGAUAGAUCCAUCGACCUCAAGAUCGCAAAGUCAACAAGCAUGGAAGCGAGCAAGCUUAGCCAGUCUCAAUCGCCUGAUUCCAAGUUCUUCGAACGGCAGCAAGCUUAAAUUCGAGACUGUACCCGAUCCGCUAGUCGAGGACGUCAAGGUUCGAAAGAGGAGCAAUAGGAUCAGUAAAUUGGUACAUUUUUGGCGAUCGAAAGAAAAGCCUGAAAAAUGAUCUUUUCGGGGACAAACAAGGUUGAUCAAGGACAGCAAUCCUUACUUACGGCAUUACGAACAGAGCUUAGCGAAGUGCUUUUGGGGCUCUCACGACUUGAAUGGCAUGCAUUUUCAUGGACACACCUUUUACGACAUUUUCACGAUAGGGGAGGUCGUUGGCCAUGCGCGCUUCGACCGAAAUACCUCUUCGACCUUUUUUUCUUUACAAAGAACACUCGUUGAGCAGAUUGCGUUCAUGUCUUCCGAGGCAAGCACACAAUCUUUUACAAACUUCUUGGGCUCGACUGCAUUCUUGCGGCAAUUGGGCCUGGCUUGGUCAUUUUGGUUUUCAAAGAUGAGCUGUGUAGAGCGAAAGGCAUCCCGGACUACGCAUGCGAAAAGAUGCUGACAGCAACAAACAACAAUGCAAAAGAACAGUCAAUGUGUGUGAUCAAGAUCAUUUUACUUUUCACCGAACAUGAAGACUUGGCCAUGUUCAUAUGUAUGAGCUGAGAUACAUAAAGCUAGGGUUGAAGGAAUGAGCUUGGUGAUUUUUGAAAGGGCGGGGAUUUGGGAGAAUGAAAUGAGGGAUAUUUCGACGGACAGGGUGUUGUCGAUCAGAAGCUGGUUAUCAGUCCAGUCUGAUACUACCAGUAGCUAAGGGAAGACAUUUCUUUUGGCUGUAGGCGUUAGACAUACAUACCUGCAUGCCUCAUGCCUUGGAGUAGUAGUAUUCCUUUGAGGAUUGUUUGCCAUCGAUCAGUCUUUUCGGUCGGAUCAAACCGACCGAUCAGGGUUGUCGAGGUGACAUUCCUUGCCAGGGUUCAUGGAGGAACGUUUUAUUCGCCCCGAAAUUGUUUCGAUCGGUGUUCAAGUUGUGUCUCGCUCGGAAAAGGGGGUUUUUCCUCUGCCACCAAGUUUCCAUUCUAGUACGGGAGCCUUCGCCUUUUCUGAUGUCCGACCGGGGGGGGGGG
This is a messenger RNA of Exophiala oligosperma, 4101 nucleotides long. RefSeq lists its product as uncharacterized. The transcript has 2 exons. The record is from RefSeq and is a predicted model, not a curated record. Lineage: Eukaryota; Fungi; Ascomycota; Eurotiomycetes; Chaetothyriales; Herpotrichiellaceae. Bases 462 to 3146 code for a protein of 894 amino acids.